AUAAUAUUAAUUUAAAACAUCAGAGGAUGACCGCCGAAGCGGCGGGAUGUGAAUGUAUUCUCGAUUUUUAUUCAAAUAAUAUAUCAAGUCAAAUAAAUCAAUGUAGCCCGGAUUAUUCUUGUAAUAUUAAUCAUCAUGCAAAUGAUAACUCAUGUAAUUGGAAUAUUGAUUAUCCUAAAAAAUUCUCAAGUUGGCAUUAUUCAAGAAAUUAUCAAGAAACAUUAUUCCCUAGUUCUAAAGGUUCUGGAAUCCAAACAAAUUCUAUACGCCCGACUUCCAUGAGUACGGAGCAUUUAAAUCAAGAUUUGUUAGCACCAAAUGGAUUAUCUCAAGAGCCCAUCAUAACAACUAACACUUUGGACACUGUUAUUCCUUGCUUAGAUGCAGAUUGCCUUUGUUCUUUGGGAAUCGCUCAACAUCAGGAUCAUGAGAUUACGGAAUGUAACAAAUGUAUAAAAUACCAUCACGAAAAUUUACAUACGUCUUCCGGACAUAUAAAAUCUAACGUCAGCUCAGACUCCCACUCAUUUAUUAUUUCUAACCCCAGCGCCGUUGCAGAUACUUAUGAUUUAUCUGAUCAUAGUCGUGAUUCGUCUUAUCCUGAUGAUCAUUUCAACCGUAUGGUACCUUCUCAAACUGAGUUACCUAAUACCUGCUAUGAGUUAGGAGAAGAUAGACAUGCUAAGGAAAUAGAAGAAAUUGAAAGAUACUAUGGGGGGCGUUUAAGAACUCAGCGCGCUGCAAGGAUUAUACAAAAUGCCUAUAGAGACUAUCGUUUGAGAGCGGAAUACGCACGAUUGAAAUUAGAAAAAGGAAUCAGUCGUAUACGAGAAAGAAACUCAAGCCAAAUCGUCCAAAACAAAGUUAAUUCCAAUCACGUUCCAAAUAUAGGUGACUAUGCGAUUUCCAAACCUAAAGAUGACGUUGAUGACUUGGUUAUCGAGAGAGCAUACGUUGACUGGUUACCAGAAGCAGGUGUUAAUCAGACUGAGUUACAAAAUUCGAUUAACAAUGAAGCACAUUUGGCUGACGGUAAUUAUCCUAAAACUCAUCCUCAUAUUUCACAGUCUUGUACAGUUCCUCAUACUGAUAGUUUACCGACAAUUUCUGAUUCUCCACCUGUUCCCAGUUAUUUGUCUCCUGCUAAUACGAAGUCUAGUAUCAAUAAUCAGAAUUUAAGGAUGUGUAAUCCACACUUGAUGCAUUUUUCAGCUCCAAACUCAUCUCUAAAUUACAAUAAUGAUCUUAUUCAGAUACCCAGUGAAUAUUUCUUCAGUCCUUCCACUAAACAGGUAACAGUAUUUAACAGUCCACAACCACAAUGGGUCAGUUCUCUUCCUAAUAAUUUUGAUCACUGUUCAAAGGCUCAAGUAAAUACAACCUGCGAACAUUGUUGUUGUACUCGUCAACCUAGUCUAACUCAGCAUUAUGGUGUUGAGUGUUUUCCGAAAUUCAGUGAUAUAUCUCCGAGCGUAGCAGGUUCAUCUGUACAUAGAGGAGUAUAUCUCAAAAAGUGCUGUUUACCAUCCAGUAUUCCGAACCGUUCAAGUUUUCGUAACAAUUGUUGUCCUUAUUGUAUAACUAUCCCAAAUUCAAAGACUACCUCUUCAGCAAACAAAUUACCUGCUUUGGUUUGUUUACCUGCAUCUAGAGCUCUCAUACCACCUCAAGUUUGUAAUAAUGGAUGUCCAGCAAUUUCUUUCCCUGUGGGAAAAGUAUACAAAACACCAACAGUUAUUUCAUCCUGUGUCCCUCUGAACAAUGAAUUACUGCAGUUGCAUUCGACGCAGUUAGUAAAUAAUGUUCCACUUGUUCCGUUACACCAUGUGGAGUCUCAUAAUAUUAAUAAAAGUGAUUCUUCUCAAAAACAACAUCCAACAUAUGUGUCUUGCGGAGGCAAUUGUUGUCAUAUCCCUAAUUCAUGUCAAUUACACAUACAUCCUUCAUAUCUUCCACAUAACUUAUCAAGUCAAACUGUCCAUCCAACUAUUGUAACUCCAUUUUCCCAUAGAAAUACCUGUAUAAAUCGAUUACCCAAUGCUCAGGAGAAACGUAGAAAACGAGCUUAUCGUAUUGGUUUAAACAUAUUCAACAAGUCACCUGUAAAAGGGAUUGAUUUUCUGAUUAAGAAUGGAUUUCUGGAGAAUUCUCCACAGCUGAUUGCUCGUUUUCUGUUAACCCGUAAAGGUUUAAGUCGGGUUGCCAUAGGUGAAUAUCUUGGGAAUACAAAGAAUGAAAUUGCCCAGUUGACAACACGACAUUUUAUUCGAGAAUUGAAAUUUCGAAACAAAGAAGUUGAUGAAGCACUACGUAUAUUGUUGGGAUGUUUUCGUACACCAGUAAGUUAUUCUAUUACCUUUGUAAAAGUUAUCAUUUUAACAUGUCAUUUUAGUACAAAGUUUAAAUUGCCAUUGGUUUCGAAAUUGGUUGAUGAUUUCUCAUUUGAAUUUCAUUAUUUCAUCCAAAAAACAACAAAACAGAUAUAUGAUACUUUUGAUGUUUGUCAUAUAUCAUCUAUAAUGGAGACAAGUGAUCGUAUUGUUUGUGUAACGAAAUGUUUGGAAACCUGUUUCGUACAGUCAAUCUGUGAGUCAUGUAGUUUAUAAGGAAUUGGUCGUGGGAAUAUUUUUAGCAUAGUUGGAUAGUGAUGGAUCAACUCAGUUUGCAAUUCUGCUGUUAAGAAUUCUUGUUGUUAAACAACUUUCUGGAGAUUCGAAGUCAUUUGAAAGUGUUUUUAGAAAAAAAACUGUUGGAUAAUCUUCAAUAUUCCUUGCAUAAUCCGUCUUUCAAUAACCAGGCUGGUUAGUUUUUUUGUCGAACGCGAUGAUUUCACUCGACAUCUGUCACAAUGGCACAUGUUUGUUUUUCGGACGAUUGAUUUUUUAGUUUGAAUUUGUUAAUUUAGUCCGUAUCCAACCAAUAUGAACUGGUACAACGCUCUAUGCUGACUAGUGUAGGGGAUGGUUGGAAGAGAGUUAGGGGCGGCCAAACCAAAACGUGGCAUCAGUUUUUGAAGUCACUAACUUUUAUUCUGAGCCAUGUUGGUAGAUGCAGACUACUUGGUUGGGAUCCGUGUGACUAUUGUAAUCAAUGGUUGGAGACUCUGUGUGACAUGGCUCAGAGUCGAUCACAAUGGCGCAGGUGUAUACACUCUUUAUCUUCCCUUAAACCUUGAAAUUAAAAUUGCUUCAUAACUUUCUUCCAUCUUGUACUAUAUCCUUAUACACAACCUAUCAUUUAUAUACUACCACCACCACUAAAUUGAUUACUUCUAUGAAUCCGGUGUUGAUCUUUUUGUGCUAACGAGGUAUGGCAAUUUAGACCGAUGCAUAUAUGUGCCUGGUCCUACUUUGUGACUGACUGAAUAUGAACUGGUAGACGAUUCCAGAAUGUUACCAUUCUACUGUAUAUGAUUGUUAACUAUUACUUCUGCAAACUUUUAUAGGAUAUUUAUAUAUACUGGUUGCGCUUAUUAGGCAAGGUAAAAACAGUGAAUUCCUGCAUCUUAUAGUUUUAUAAUUUGUCGUUUUAUAUGUCAUUGUGCUUUUCAUCUUUUCUUUUCGAGCCACAUUUAAUUUUUCGGUACCACUGAUAAUAUUACGUUUUCCUCUUCUCAAUAGUCUUUCGCUGCAUAACAGAUUUAGGAUUCUCUAUCUGUUCUUUUUCUUGCUUUGUAUGCAUAUUUACUUUCCUCUUUUUUAUUUUGUGUUUACAUACAUGACAAAACUUUGUAUGUCAUGGUCAACUUUGACAGUUUGGAUAGCUCUUCAAUGUCUCACUUUAUAAAUAGUACUUUUAUUCGUGUAAUAAUGGAUGGUGAUAUAGACAUACAAACAGGCUGAUAAAUGCUGAAUUCUGAGGAGUUAAUUGUUUUGUACUGAAUAUUUAUUGCACGUAGUUGCAAAACAAAUCAGGAAAAAACAAUCGAUUUUCAAAGAUUCAUUUUCCUGGUACUACUGGUGUCUUUCACAAUUUUUUUGACAAAAAUAACUAUCUACUUAUAAGUAGUUAAAUAAAUGUUUAGUUUUAUUUGAGUACGAUAAGCAAAAUUGACUGUUAGUUUUCCAUACCAUUUUCAGGGUGAAUCACAAAAAAUUGUUCAUCUAUUAAAUGAAUUUCAAUCAGCUUAUGUAGAACAGAAUGCAUCUCUUGUAAAGUCACAAUUUAGAAGUUCCGAUACUGUUAUGAUAUUAGCAUAUGCAAUUGUAAUGUUACAUACAGAUAUGUAUAGUCCAAAUGUUCGACCACAAUCAAAGAUGACAAAAGAGGAGUUUGUUCGAAAUUUGCGCGGUGUUGACUCUGGUGAAGAUUUAGAUCGAGAUUUUCUGCUUGCUAUUUACGAUCGAAUCAAAUUCCAAGAAAUGUCUGUACAAUCAGACCAUACAGAUCAAGUUCGCAAGAUACAAAAACACUUAACAGGUCCUCAAAAGCCUCUUAAUCUAUCAGUUCCUCAAAGGAGAUUGGUUUGCUACUGUCGACUUUAUGAGGUUCCAGAUAAAAAUAAACGAGAACGAUCCGGUGCACAUCAACGUGAAUUGUUUUUAUUCAAUGAUCUACUUCUUAUUACAAAAAGUGUUCAAAAACGCAGACGUGAUGCAUCAGUUGCAUAUCAAGUACGUAUGACUAUUCAAUUAUUCGGAGUAAAAUUGGUCCCAUUUGAAACUGUUCAUCAUCCUAAUGGUUUAGAGCUUCUGUUACCACUUGAACAAAUUCAAAAUGUAGACUCUCAUAGAGAAGUUGGUAUGAAUCAUAUUGUUGAAACCCCCAAUGGUCGAGCACGUAUCUUAAUCACUUUAAAUACAAAAACAAGUUCAGAUCGUGCCAGAUUACUAGAAGAUUUGCAAGAAUGUAUACUGGAAGUCACGGAGAUGGAGCGUUUAAGACGUGAAGAAAUUUCAAAACAAAAGUAUAAUCAAAUCCAUCAUCAUUGUUCAAGUCAUAAAACAGGAAUAGACAAAUCAGGAAACCAUUCCAAAUCAUUUGACCAUUCAGGUGCUUCUUUAAACAUAAAUAAUAGUCAUACUUAUUCUGAUCAUGAUCAUGCUUUAUCAUCACAUAUUUGUGCACCUAUAGCUUGUUUAAUGAAUGCUACAGAAUCAAGAAAUGCAGAACAAACAAAUCAUAUGUCUGAAUACUCUCAGCAUUAUAAAUUACCAGAUGGGCAAAGAUUAAGUGGUGACAGUGGACUGAUGGCUGAUUUAGAUGCAGUAUCUUCUUAAUUUAAUCCAAUCUAUAGUAAUACAAUUAUUCCAAUUAUAAUUUCAUUUUUAUCCAUUUUUUAUUUAGAAAUUACGAAUGUUUCAAAAAAAUGCUUUUAUUCAUUUUGUGUUGAUUUUAUCCGGGAGUUCCUGUAGUAUGUGUGUGUGUGUUGCACUAGUCAACAUAUUUUCACUGUGAUAUUAUUUUAUGUUAAUACACUUACUUCUUGGCAAUAAAAAAUCUGUCUUAUUAACAAGUUGUUGCGAAAAAUUCAUCUGUUAACUUUGUACAAAUAUAUAAUUAUGUUCAUUUCAAUAUUGUAUAUAUUCAAUAAAGAUUUUUCUUUUC
Messenger RNA from Schistosoma rodhaini, 5547 nucleotides. NCBI's taxonomy places the organism in Eukaryota, Metazoa, Platyhelminthes, Trematoda, Strigeidida, Schistosomatidae. The record is from the annotation of a GenBank genome assembly.